This is a messenger RNA of Dama dama (fallow deer), 6357 nucleotides long. It is a transcript of the gene ATP10D, whose product is annotated as ATPase phospholipid transporting 10D (putative). Gene Ontology annotation, biological process: phospholipid translocation. The transcript is spliced from 20 exons. Gene Ontology annotation, cellular component: plasma membrane. The coding region runs from base 304 to 3777 and encodes 1157 amino acids. Gene Ontology annotation, molecular function: ATP hydrolysis activity; ATPase-coupled intramembrane lipid carrier activity; magnesium ion binding. Lineage: Eukaryota; Metazoa; Chordata; Mammalia; Artiodactyla; Cervidae. The record is from RefSeq and is a predicted model, not a curated record.
GCGGGGGGCAGCCGGCUCGGCCGGGCUGGGCUCGGGCUUCGGCAGCGCACUCGGAGCGCCGGCUGAGAAGUGUUUAGUUGUUUUUUUUCCUUCAAAGUCUAAUGGCUGGCGGAGAAGCAUAACCCGCCUCCUCUCCGGAUCUGUGCCUGGCUUUUCUCUUGCAUCCUGGGACUCGUGACCAUCAUGCGGUGAUGUGUGCCCAGAGAGAAACUGGGCCGCAGUGGAGAUGCAGACGUGACGGACAGGCUUGUGGACACAGUGGGGGAGAGGAGAGAGCGUCGAAGUGAAGGGUAACGCUGAAACAUGGACUUUCCCACUUGCAGAAGAGAGAGCCGAUCACCUAUGCAACCUGGAUCUCACCGCAUUUUGGACAUGACCGAGCCUCUUCAAUGGGCCAGGCAUCACUGGCAGCGGCUGAUCGGCCGUACGAACACAGACGAUGACGAGAGACCAUACAGUUAUUCCUCUCUGCUUGCCUGCGGGGGCAAGUCCUCCCAGACCCCCAGACUGGCAGGAAAGCAUCGAGUUGUUGUUCCCCACCUCCAGCUCUUCAAGGAGGAGUAUGAAAAGUUCUCUGGAACCUACGUGAAUAACAGAAUACGGACAACAAAGUACACGCUGUUGAAUUUUGUGCCAAGAAAUUUGUUUGAACAAUUUCACAGAGUCGCCAAUUUAUAUUUCCUGUUUCUAGUUGUUCUGAACUGGGUGCCUUUGGUAGAAGCCUUCCAAAAGGAAAUUACUAUGCUGCCUCUGGUGGUUGUCCUUACAAUUAUUGCAAUUAAAGAUGGCUUGGAAGAUUACCGAAAAUACAAAAUUGACAAACAGAUCAACAACCUAGUAACUAAAGUUUAUAGUAGGAAAGAGAAAAAAUAUGUGGACAGAUGCUGGAAAGAUGUUACUGUUGGGGACUUUAUUCACCUUUCCUGUAAUGAGGUCAUUCCUGCAGAUAUGGUUUUACUCUUUUCCACUGAUCCAGAUGGAAUCUGUCACAUUGAGACUUCUGGUCUUGAUGGAGAGAGCAAUUUAAAACAGAAGCAGGUGGUUCGGAGAUAUGCAGAGCAGGACUCUGAAGUUGAUCCUGAGAAAUUCUCCAGUAGGAUAGAAUGUGAAAGUCCAAACAAUGACCUCAACAGAUUCCGAGGCUUCCUAGAACAUUCCAACAAAGAACGCGUGGGUCUCAGUAAAGAGAAUUUAUUACUUAGAGGAUGCACCAUUAGAAACACAGAGGCUGUCAUGGGCAUUGUGGUUUAUGCAGGCCAUGAAACCAAAGCAAUGCUGAACAACAGCGGGCCAAGGUACAAGCGCAGCAAAUUGGAAAGAAGAGCGAAUACAGAUGUCCUCUGGUGUGUCCUGCUUCUGGCGAUAAUGUGCUUAACUGGUGCACUGGGUCAUGGAAUCUGGUUGAGCAGAUAUGAAAACAUACCCUUUUUUAAUAUCCCUGAGCCAGAUGGACAUACCACAUCACCAGUGUUGGCAGGUUUCUAUAUGUUCUGGACCAUGAUCAUUCUGUUACAGGUCUUGAUUCCUAUUUCUCUCUAUGUUUCCAUUGAAAUUGUGAAGCUUGGACAGAUAUAUUUUAUUCAAAGCGAUGUGGAUUUCUACAAUGAGAAAAUGGGUUCUACAGUUCAGUGCCGAGCCCUGAACAUCACUGAGGAUCUUGGGCAGAUUCAGUACCUCUUUUCUGAUAAAACAGGAACCCUCACUGAGAAUAAGAUGGUUUUUCGAAGAUGUAGUGUGGCAGGCUUUGAUUACUGCCAUGAAGAAAAUGCCAAGAGGUUGGAAUCCUAUCAGGAAGCUGCCUCUGAAGAUGAAGAUUCUGCCGGCACUCCCAGCGGCUCCCUCAGCAAUAUGGCGAAACCAAGGGCCCCCAGCUGCAGGACAGUUCACGGCCGGCCUUUAGGAAGUAUCUCCUCAAAUCAUCUUACUGGGAGCUGUUUCGCCCUAGAAAGUAGAGAAGGAGCCAGUGAAGUACCUCAUUCCAGACAGGCUGCCUUCAGUAGCCCCAUUGAAACAGAUGUGGUACCAGACACCAGGCUUUUGGACAAGUUUAGUCAGAUUACACCUCUACUCUUCACCCCAACGGAUGAGACUAUCCCAGAUCCACCACUGGAGACUCUCUACAUCAUUGACUUCUUUAUUGCACUGGCAAUUUGCAAUACAGUAGUGGUUUCUGCUCCUAACCAACCACGGCAAAAGGUCGGACUCUCUUCUCUGCGUGGAAUACCCAUUAAAUCUUUGGAAGAGAUUAAAAACCUGUUCCAGAGACUGUCUGUCCGAAGGUCAAGUUCACCGUCUCUUGCCAGUGGGAAAGAGCCAUCUGGAGUCCCAAACGCCUUUGUGAGCAGACUCUCUCUGUUUAAUAGAAUGAAACCAGCCUCACCUGUGGAGGAAGAGAUCUCCCAGACUCGUGGGAGCCUCCAGGACUCUGAUAACUUAGCUUGUCCCACAGAAGCUGAGAAAGAAAACAGCGAUGCGGGCAUCGCGAAUGGCGCGGUGGGACCCCUCCCUGGGCAGCCCUUGACCUCCAGCCUGUGUUACGAGGCCGAGAGCCCCGACGAAGCCGCCCUGGUGUACGCCGCGCGGGCUUACCGGUGCUCGCUGCGGUCCCGGACCCCGGAGCAGGUCGUGGUGGACUUCGCCGCUCUGGGACCGUUGACAUUUCAACUCCUGCACAUCCUUCCGUUCGACUCCGUGAGAAGAAGGAUGUCCGUGGUGGUCCGGCACCCGCUUUCCAACCAAGUGGUGGUGUACACAAAGGGCGCCGACUCCGCGAUCAUGGAGUUGCUGUCCGUGGCUUCCCCAGGUGGACCAGGUCCGGAAAAGCAGCAAAUGAUGAUCAGGGAGAAAACCCGGAAGCACUUGGACGACUACGCCAAGCGAGGCCUGCGCACUCUAUGUGUAGCGAAGAGGGUCAUGAGUGAUGCUGAAUAUGCAGAGUGGCUGAGAAAUCAUUUUUUAGCUGAAACCAGCAUUGACAACAGGGAAGAAUUACUCCUUGAAUCUGCCAUGAGGUUGGAGAACAAACUCACUUUACUUGGUGCUACUGGCAUUGAAGAUCGUCUGCAAGAGGGGGUCCCUGAGGCUAUAGAAGCCCUUCACCAAGCUGGAAUCAAGAUCUGGAUGCUGACGGGGGACAAACAGGAGACAGCAGUCAAUAUUGCCUAUGCGUGCAAACUGCUGGAGCCGAGUGACAAGCUCUUUAUCCUCAAUACUGAAAGUAAAAAUGCCUGUGAGAUGCUGAUGGAUACAAUUUUGGAAGAACUUCAGAAGAACCCAGCUUCUCCAGAGCAAGCAUCAUUGAGUGCGCGCUUACACCGGCCUCCUCCCACCCUGCAGGGCUCAGGGCUUCGGGCUGCGCUCGUUAUCACGGGGAAGACCCUGGAGUUUGCCCUGCAGGAGAGUCUGCAGAAGCAGUUCCUGGAGCUGACCGCUCGCUGCCAAGCUGUGGUCUGCUGCCGAGCCACGCCUCUGCAGAAGAGCGAGGUGGUAAAACUGGUGCGCAGCCGCCUCCGGGUGAUGACCCUGGCCAUCGGUGACGGUGCCAACGAUGUCAGCAUGAUUCAAGUGGCAGACAUUGGCAUUGGUAUCUCUGGGCAAGAAGGCAUGCAGGCUGUGAUGGCCAGCGACUUUGCUGUUUCUCAGUUUAGACAUCUCAGCAAGCUCCUCCUUGUCCAUGGGCAUUGGUGUUAUACCCGUCUUUCCAACAUGAUUCUCUAUUUUUUCUACAAGAACGUGCACAGUGAGCUUUUCAGGCAGCUCUCAGUACCUUACUGUUAGAAUUAGCACACUUACUCACCAGAGUACAACAUGCAGAGGACAUCACGCACAAUGCCGGGCUGGAGGAAGCACAAGUGGAACCCAGAUUGCCGGCAGAAAUAUCAAUAACCUCGGAUAUGCAGAUGACACCACCCUUAUGGCAGAAAGUGUAGAAGAACUAAAGAGCCUCUUGAUGAAACUGAAAGAGGAGAGUCAAAAAGUUGACUUAAAGCUCAACAUUCAGAAAACUGAGAUCAUGGCAUCCAGUCCCAUCACUUCAUGGCAAAUAGAUGGGGAAACAGUGGACACAGUGACAGACUAUUUUCUUGGGCUGCAAAAUCACUGCAGAUGGUGAUUGCAGCCAUGAAAUAAAAAGACACUCGCUGCUUGGAAGAAAAGCUAUGACCAAACUAGACAGCAUAUUAAAAAGCAGAGACAUUACUUUACCAACAAAGGUCCAUCUAGUCAGCUAUGGCUUUUCCAGUAGUCAUGUAUGGAUGUGAGAGUUGGACUAUAAAGAAAGUUGAGCGCUGAAGAAUUGAUGCUUUUGAACUGUGGUGUUAGAGAAGACUCUUGAGAGUCCCUUGGACUGCAAGGAGAUCCAACCAGUCCAUUCUAAAGGAAAUCUGUCCUGAAUAUUCAUUGGAAGGACUGAUGCUGAAGCUGAAGCUCCAAUACUUCAGCCAUGUGAUGCAAAGAGCUGACUCAUUUGAAAAGACUCUGAUGCUGGGAAAUAUUUAAUGCAGGAGGAGAAGGGGAUGCCCGAAGAUAAGAUGGUUGGAUGGCAUCACCAACUCGAUGGACUUGAGUUUGAGCAAACUCUGGGAGCUGGUGAUGGACAGGGAAGCCUGGUGUGCUGCAGUCCAUGGGGUCACAGAGUCGGACAUGACUGAGCGACUGAACUGAGCUGAACACUUAGUCAAAGUUUUAAUAAAAAACUUUACAAAAAUAUUUGAAAUGCAUAAUGUCUCUGUCUGAGUGUUGACUCUGGGUUAGGCUGUGAUCUGUAAUGUAAAAUUCCAGGACUCAGUGGUCUGUGACUUUAAGAAAGGAGCCCCUCUCCUAGGCUUCAUUUUCAUAUCUUUGCAUUUUUCUACUUCUAUUAAUAUUAUAAUGCCCUGGUGGUUCAGUGGUGAAAAAUCCACCUGCAAAGUAGGAGACACAAGUUUGAUCCCUGGGUCCGUAAGAUCCCCUGAAGAAGGAAAUGGGAAACCCACUCCAGUAUUCUUGCCAGGAUGAUCCCAGAGGAGGAAGAGCCUGGUGGGUUACACUCCAGGGUUAACAAAGAGUCAGACACAACUUAGCGACUAAACAAACAGCAACAGUUAUGAUGUAGCCCACUUCACCACUCCCUCCUUUUAACUCCAUAUUUUUAGCUAACAUUAGAAAGGGAUGCCACAUGCUCUUGGAGAGAGAGAAUGUUUAUUUGUAGAAAGUGCAUUACCAGGGAACAGGGACCCCACGGUCUUCCAGCUCCAUAAACCUUGAUGGCUGUUCACACUGAAAUCCUCCCAACUUGUUUCUGCCUCUUUCUUGCCUAGCCAAACAGGGAAUGGUUUGUAAACUAUGGAGAAUAGGGCCAGUAUCACAAGCCAUUUGAGCAGCUUAGCUUUCUGGGACUGUGGUUUUUUUAUCUUGAACCAAUUUUGAGAUAGUAAUAAAGGCUAUGGAUUCAGUCCCCAGUUAGCACCCCAAACUGCACAUACCCUAAACUACUAUGUUUUCAGGAGCAAGGCAUGAUAAAUAUCCAUGGACCCUAGGCUAAGAAGCUAUAUUCUAAGGAUUGUGGCCCCCAUCCUAUAGUGUUCCAGGGUAUCUAUGGUGCCAAUAAUAAUAAUAUCUUAAUUAAUGUUGAUUAAAAGGCACUUUAUUCUUGCUUGAGAACCCCAAGAACAUAUGAAAAGGCCACUGAAAGAUGAACUCCCCAGGUUGAUAGGUGCCCAAUAUGCUAUUGGAGAUCAGUGGAGAAAUAACUCCAGAAAGAAUGAAGGGAUGGAGCGAAAGCAAAAACAACACCCAGUUGAGGAUGUGACUGGUGAUAGAAGGAAGGUUCGAUGCUGUAAAGAGCAAUAUUGCAUAGGAACCUGGAAUGUUAGGUCCGUGAAAUCAAGACAAACUGAAAGUGGUCAAACAGGAGAUGACAAGAGUGAACGUCGACAUUCUAGGAGUCAGUGAACUAAAAUGGACUGGAAUGGGUGAAUUUAACUCAGAUGACUGUUAUAUCUACUACUGUGGGCAGGCAUCCCUUAGAAGAAAUGGAGUAGCCAUCAUAGUCAACAGGAGAGUCUGAAAUGCAGUACUUGGAUGCAAUCUCAAAAUCAACAGAAUAAUCUGUUUGUUUCCAAGGCAAACCAUUCAAUCACUGUAAUCCAAAUCUAUGCCCAGACCAGUAAUGCUGAAGAAGCUGAAGUUGAAUAGUUCUAUGAAGACCAAAAAACCUUUUAGAAUACGCAAAAAAGAUGUCCUUUUCACUAAAGGGGACUGGAAUGCAAAAGUAGGAACUCAAGAAACACCUGGAGUAACGGGCAAAUUUGCCCUUGGAGUACAGAAUGAAGCAGGGCAAAGGCUAAUAGAAUUUUGCCAAGAGAACCCACUGGUCAU